Octodon degus (degu) is the source of this 3651-nucleotide messenger RNA. It is a transcript of the gene Hells, whose product is annotated as helicase, lymphoid specific. The record is from RefSeq and is a predicted model, not a curated record. Gene Ontology annotation, biological process: lymphocyte proliferation; DNA methylation-dependent constitutive heterochromatin formation; pericentric heterochromatin formation. Bases 106 to 2622 code for a protein of 838 amino acids. Gene Ontology annotation, molecular function: ATP binding; chromatin binding; ATP-dependent chromatin remodeler activity. Gene Ontology annotation, cellular component: nucleus; pericentric heterochromatin. The transcript has 22 exons. Lineage: Eukaryota; Metazoa; Chordata; Mammalia; Rodentia; Octodontidae.
GGUUUGGGCAGAGCGCUAGUCAGCCGGUUCCUGCGUGGGGUGCUAUCACGCGGCCUUGCAGGUUCCGAAAAGCGCGCACAGCCGGUUCCCGGUGAGCGUGCAGCCAUGCCCGCGGAGCGGCCGGCGAGCAGCGGCGGGUCGCUAGCUGCAGAAAUGGCCGAGCAGCCCGAGACUGUGGUGAUUACCCCAGCCAUGCUGCAGGAGGAGCAGCAGCUCGAGGCCGCGGGACUCGAACGCGAGCGCAGGAUGCUGGAAAAGGCUCGCCUGUCUUGGGACCGAGAGUCCAUGGAGAUUCGGUAUCGGAGACUUCAACAUUUGCUUGAAAAGAGCAAUAUCUACUCCAAAUUCUUACUGACUAAAAUGGAACAGCAGCAGAUAGAGGAACAGAAGAAGAAAGAGAGAGUGGAAAGAAAAAAUGAAUCUCUGAAAAUUGCAAAGGGUAAAAAUUCAGUUGUUGCAAGUGAAGAGAAUCCAGUCAUAAAAAAGAAAAGAGGAAGAGAAGAUGAAUCCUACAAUAUUUCAGAAAUCAUGUCAAAAGAGGAAAUUUUAUCUGUGGCCAAAAAAAAUAAAAAGGAGGAUGAGGAUGAGAGUUCCUCCUCUACUAAUAGAUGUGUAGAAGAGCUUCAGAAAAAUAAAGACUCAAAUACCGUGAUUAAAGAUCGAUUGGCUCAAACUGUUAGGCAGAAUACUAAGUUCUUCUUUGACCCAGUUAGGAAAUGUAAUGGACAGCCAGUACCCUUUCAGCAACCAAAGCUUUUCACGGGAGGGGUGAUGCGGUGGUAUCAAGUAGAAGGCAUGGAAUGGCUCUGGAUGCUCUGGGAAAAUGGAAUUAAUGGCAUUUUAGCAGAUGAAAUGGGAUUGGGUAAGACUGUUCAGUGCAUUGCUACAGUUGCAUUGAUGAUUCAGAGAGGAGUACCUGGACCUUUUCUUAUCUGUGGCCCUUUGUCUACACUUCCUAACUGGAUUGCUGAGUUCAAAAGAUUCACACCAGACAUUCCUGUUAUAUUAUAUCAUGGAAGCCAGAAGGAGCGUCGCCAGUUGGUAAGGAUUAUUCACCAAAAAAACGGGACACUGCAUAUUCAUCCUGUAGUGAUCACAUCAUUUGAAAUAGCCAUGAGAGACCGGAAUGCUUUACAGCAUUGCCUUUGGAAGUACUUAAUAGUAGAUGAAGGACACAGGAUUAAGAAUAUGAAUUGCCGUCUAAUCAGGGAGUUGAAACGGUUCAAUGCUGAUAACAAACUUCUUUUGACUGGUACUCCCUUGCAGAACAAUUUAUCAGAGCUGUGGUCAUUGCUAAACUUUUUGUUGCCAGAUGUAUUUGAUGACUUGAAAAGCUUUGAGUCUUGGUUUGAUAUUACUAGUCUUUCUGAAACUGCUGAAGAUAUUAUAGCUAAAGAAAGAGAACAGAAUGUAUUGCAUAUGCUGCACCAGAUUCUAACACCUUUCUUAUUGAGAAGACUGAAAUCAGAUGUUGCUCUUGAAGUUCCACCUAAACGAGAAGUAGUGGUUUAUGCACCACUCUCGAAGAAACAAGAAGUUUUCUAUACGGCCAUUGUGAAUCGGACAAUCGCCAACAUGUUUGGAUCAAGUGAGAAAGAAACAGUUGUGCUAAGUCCUAAUGGGCGACCAAAACGGCGAACUAGAAAAUCAAUAAAUUACAGCAAAAUAGAUGAGUUUCCCAAUGAAUUGGAAAAAUUGAUCAGUCAAAUACAGCCAGAAAUAGGCAGAGAAAGGCCUGUUGGGGAAGUGAAUGGCCCUCUAGAAUCCGAAAUAGAUCUGAAGCUGCAGAACAUAAUGAUGCUGCUUCGGAAGUGCUGUAAUCAUGCAUAUCUGAUUGAAUACCCUAUAGACCCUGUUACGCAAGAGUUUAAGAUUGAUGAAGAAUUGGUUACAAAUUCUGGAAAAUUCUUGAUUUUGGAUCGAAUGCUGCCAGAACUAAAGCGCAGAGGUCAUAAGGUGUUGCUUUUUUCACAAAUGACACGGAUGUUGGACAUUUUGAUGGAUUAUUGCCAUUUUAGAAGUUUCAACUUUAGUAGGCUUGAUGGGUCCAUGUCCUAUUCAGAGAGGGAAAAAAAUAUGCACGACUUCAAUACAGAUCCAAAUGUAUUUAUCUUCUUAGUAAGUACACGAGCUGGUGGCCUGGGUAUCAAUUUGACUGCAGCAGAUACUGUUAUCAUUUAUGACAGUGACUGGAACCCUCAGCCUGAUCUUCAAGCCCAGGACAGGUGUCACAGAAUUGGCCAGACAAAGCCCGUUGUUGUGUACCGGCUUGUUACAGCAAACACCAUCGACCAGAAGAUUGUGGAACGAGCAGCAGCCAAAAGACGGCUGGAAAAGCUCAUCAUCCACCGAAAUCAUUUCAAAGGUGGUCAGUCAGGAUUAAAUCAAUCUAAGAAUUUCCUAGAUCCUAAGGAAUUAAUGGAAUUACUAAAAUCUAGAGAUUAUGAAAGGGAAAUAAAAGGAUCAAGAGAGAAAGUCAUCAGUGAUAAAGAUCUGCAGUUGUUGUUAGACCGAAGUGACCUUAUUGAUCAGAUGAAAUCCUCAGGACCAGUUAAGGAGAAGAUGGGAAUAUUCAAGAUACUAGAAAAUUCUGAAGAUUCCAGUUCUGAAUGUUUGUUUUAAAUUGGAGCUAAUGGUAGCUUAAGUUCCUGUUUACAUCUAGUGAUUUACUUAUAUUGGUUUUCAAAUCCAGAUUGUCUGCUUGACUUUUUAAGUUAAAUUGGUUUACAUAAUGUAAGUAGUACCCUUGUAUAUUUAAUAGAUUAUAAUUUCCUGAGCCUUAUUAAGAACAAAAUUUGUCCUAAAUUUAAACUUUUGUUAAUUUUUGAGGCUAGGUAGUAUUCUUGGGUAUGGUCUGAUAUAUGCUUAACCAUUGCCAGAUUUAUACAGUCUUCCUGUGGAAGUUUAGUAAAUGUCUUUUACCCCCUUUCUUUUAGCAGUCAGUUCCAAGGGGGUUUGAUACUUCAGUUAUGGAGUAGGCUUUCAAUAAGGGCUUAUUGGAGUUAUGCUUUCUAUUGUUGAAAUAAGAAAUCAUUUGAUUUUAGAGACUUAAAGAUCCUUUAUCAAAUUUUUGUUAUAAGAUCACCUUAUCAAAGUAUUUCAUGAGAGGUUAUAGUUCAGGUAAAAUAGAGAAGCUCUGGAAAUUUAUAAUAGUAGAGGAAAUACAACCAGGCAAAAGAAAAUAAGACAGAGAAGUCAACCAAAAUCUGUAAUCAACGAACAUAAAAUCUAAAAAGGGAACAGUUUAGGUGCUGCAUAGAAGGCUAUGAAAAAGAGAUCUAGAAUACACUCAGGAUGGGAAAAGUGCUCCCUGAGCCGUAGAUUUCUGAACAGGUUAAUAGGAAAUGUUAUCUUUUAUGUUCAUAAGCAGAUCAGAUGAUAAUGGAACUAAAGCUCAAAAGAAAAAAAAAAUUUUUUUUAAGAAAAAUGUUUUGAGAGAACAUUUACUCAAAAGAGCAACAUAGAGCAACUUUUUCAUUUUGUCUUAGUAAGUCAGGCUUUGCCAGUCACAUAAGCAUGCUGACAAGUAUUGCCUGAAAUUUGUUGUCACCGCUUCAGUGAGUUGCUUAGUAGUUGCAUGUACUUUUUCAGUCUUGUUUUCUUACGUUGUCCUGAUUAACUGUCAUAGCUUUAUCUCUGUUCUUUUUCUUU